GCCGCGCCGGCCGCGCCGGCUUCCCCGGGUCUCAUGAAUAUUGAGCGGCGCCUGUUGUAUUUCCCGAGCUCCAUUGCGGAAGCCCAGGCUCGCCAUAUUGUGCGGCGGCGCCGGCGGCCGCGGCGCCUGCAGAGCGAGAGUCGGCCGGGCCGCGAGGCGAGCCGCGGGGCCCGGAGCCGCCAUGUCUCAGGCUGUGCAGACGAAUGGAACCCAGCCAUUGAGCAAGACCUGGGAGCUCAGCCUGUAUGAGCUUCAGCGGACACCUCAGGAGGCCAUAACUGAUGGCCUGGAGAUCGUGGUGUCCCCGCGGAGCCUGCACAGUGAGCUGAUGUGCCCCAUCUGCCUGGACAUGCUGAAGAACACCAUGACCACCAAGGAAUGUUUGCACCGCUUCUGCGCCGACUGCAUCAUCACGGCCCUGCGCAGCGGUAAUAAAGAAUGUCCGACAUGCCGCAAAAAGCUAGUUUCCAAGAGGUCGCUUCGGCCCGACCCCAACUUUGACGCGCUCAUCAGCAAGAUCUACCCAAGCCGUGACGAGUAUGAAGCGCACCAGGAGCGAGUCCUGGCCCGGAUCAACAAGCACAACAACCAGCAGGCCCUGAGCCACAGCAUUGAGGAAGGGCUCAAGAUCCAGGCCCUGAACAGGCUGCAACGAGGCAAGAAACAGCAAAUGGAGAAUGGCAGUGGAGCUGAGGACAACGGUGACAGUUCGCACUGCAGCAACGCGUCCACACACAGCAACCCUGAGGCUGGGCCCAGCACCAAACGUACAAAGACGUCGGAUGACUCGGGCCUGGAGCUGGAGACCAGCAGCGCUGCGGUGCCCAUGGACCCCGUUCUGGAUGGUGCCAGUGAGAUCGAGCUGGUCUUCAGGCCACACCCCACACUCAUGGAGAAGGACGACAGCGCACAGACCAGGUACAUAAAGACCUCAGGGAAUGCCACUGUCGACCACCUGUCCAAGUAUCUGGCUGUGAGGUUAGCGUUGGAGGAGCUUCGGAGCAAAGGCGAAUCCAACCAGAUGAAUCUGGACACGGCCAGCGAGAAGCAGUACACAAUUUACAUCGCCACGGCCAGCGGCCAGUUCACUGUAUUAAAUGGCUCUUUUUCUUUGGAAUUGGUCAGUGAGAAAUACUGGAAAGUGAACAAGCCCAUGGAACUUUACUAUGCACCUACCAAGGAGCACAAAUGAGAUUUUCCUCCAGCCAAUUCGGAGAAUGAACUUUUUUAUAGCUUAUUUCUUUCUUUCAUAUUAAAGAAGUUACUGUCAUUACUUUUAUGGACAGACUCUUUGAUAUGUUCCUCCAUUUUCUUUCUGAGCCACGCUGUUUACGCUCGCCAACUCUCCCCCUAAUUUAAUAUUUCCUUUUUUAAGGGACUGCAAUUAGCUCGUACUUUUUCUUUCCUUUAAAAAAACGUUAACUUGUGUGUUUUCACAAAGUAUGAUUCCAUUUGGGAGCACCCUUUGGACCCAGGAAUUUAUUCUAGUUCUGUAUUCUGGAGUAAAGCUUCACUUGGCCA
Molecule: messenger RNA, 1521 nt
Organism: Suncus etruscus (white-toothed pygmy shrew)
Lineage: Eukaryota; Metazoa; Chordata; Mammalia; Eulipotyphla; Soricidae
Gene: RNF2
Product: ring finger protein 2
Exons: 7
Coding region: 182-1192 (336 amino acids)
Cellular component (GO): ubiquitin ligase complex; PcG protein complex
Molecular function (GO): chromatin binding; ubiquitin protein ligase activity
Source: RefSeq, a predicted model, not a curated record